Cuscuta europaea is the source of this 1539-nucleotide messenger RNA. NCBI's taxonomy places the organism in Eukaryota, Viridiplantae, Streptophyta, Magnoliopsida, Solanales, Convolvulaceae. The record is from the annotation of a GenBank genome assembly.
ACAUCCUACUACAGUAGUAUUUAGGUUCCAAGUGGGUCCGGUCCGGUCAUGGAGGGGCUCACUCCAUCAGUUUGUCACUCAUCAGUUGGUCGAAGAUAGUAAAAAAAUCACAUCUUUAAUUAUUUACAAAUUACAAUGUCCGGAGUGGUUCAGUGGCUCCCUUGUGUACGUAAUGUCUGUCCUCAACACUGGGACGCAUUCAUUCUACUGAAAUUCAUAUUCCGGGGUUAAUCGGUAUUUAUCGGUAACAUUUCAAACUUCCAGGUUUCACGGAAGGAUUUUGCAACAUGAAAAACGUGGGAAAAAUGGGAGUUCAUUAUCUGCACAAAUUGAGUGCUGAAUGUAUACCAAAAGAUUUGAUAGAGAAGGGGCAAAAGCGUGUUAUUGAGGCAUCUCUCACGCUUAUCCGAGAGCGGGCAAAGCUAAAGGGAGAACUUCUCCGCGCUCUAGGGGGAGUGGUAGCAUCACCAACUCUUCUAGGGGUUCCUCUUGGGCAUAACUCUUCAUUUCUUCAAGGGCCUGCAUUUGCUCCUCCCCGCAUUCGAGAGGCUAUAUGGUGUGGCAGCACAAACUCUACAACUGAAGAAGGCAAAGACUUGAGUGAUCCGCGUAUCUUGACUGAUGCUGGCGAUGUGCCGGUACAAGAGUUACGAGACUGUGGGGUAGACGAUGAUGGAUUAAUGGAUAUUAUCAGUAAAUCUGUCAAGCUAGUGAUGGACGAGGUUCCACUGUGCCCCUUAGUCUUGGGGGGCGAUCACUCAAUAUCAUAUCCUGUUGUGAGAGCUGUGUCUGAGAAGCUGGGAGGACAAGUAGAUAUCCUUCACUUGGAUGCUCACCCUGAUAACUACCAUGCCUUUGAAGGAAACAAAUACUCGCAUGCCUCUAGUUUUGCUAGAAUAAUGGAAGGUGGUUAUGCCAGGCGGCUCUUGCAAGUUGGGAUUAGAUCAAUCUCAAAGGAAGGCCGUGAACAAGCUAAAAAAUUUGGCACUGAGCUAUAUGAAAUGAGGACAUUUUCCAGAGACCGCCAAUAUCUAGAAAACCUGAAACUAGGUGAGGGGGUGAAGGGUGUGUAUGUGUCUGUUGAUAUAGACUCUCUUGACCCUGCAUUUGCUCCGGGUGUAUCUCACAUAGAGCCAGGCGGUCUCUCUUUCCGAGACGUCCUCAACAUACUCCACAAUCUUCAAGGUGACAUUGUGGGUGCUGAUGUCGUUGAAUUCAACCCACAGCGUGACACUGUUGAUGGGAUGACCGCUAUGGUUGCUGCAAAGCUAGUUAGAGAACUGGCUGCUAAGAUAUCGAAGUGACACAAGUAACAAUCUACCCUUUUGCUAGUUGCUAGUAUUAAGUUUAUGCUUUUAGUCUAAUAAUAAUGGUCAUGUUUUAGUUUCCAACAAACUCAUUCAGUUUAACUUUCAAGGUACAUUCGAUUUAGUGCACUUUUGGCCUAUGUGAUGAAUAAAACAUACUGUAGCUCUAGCUUCUUCAUAUUGAAUUUAGCCUUUGUUUGGUCGCGAAGAAUUACUAACGAAAAUGCAUUCC